GUGGCACCUCACAGCAGUCUGUAAGUCCAGCUCCAGCGGAUGUGUCACCCUUUGCUGGCCUCUCAGGGUACCAUGAACGCAUGUGGAGCUCAGACUUACAGGCGAAACACCCAUACACAUGAAAAACCAAAACCUUAAGAACUCUUUCACAGGCACUAUCCUCGCACUCCAUCCUACUAACCCUUCAGAAGAGACCUUCUUUCUCUUAGUUGUCAUGAGAAACAUUUUCAAAGUCAGAUUUGGGGAACCACUUCCACUUUUUAAUAUUGGUGGACUAAGGAGGGAAAUGUGAUUGGGAAAGGACGAUUUUUUUUUUCUGGUUUUUUUUUUCCCCCUCGGGACAUUAGCCUGUUCUGACGCGAGGCAGGUGGCCAACAUUGAGGCGUUGAAUGAAACCAUUGGAUACAUUCUGUUGGCGUUAGAGUUGCUUGUGAAACAGAAAGGAAGCCCAAGCACUUCCCUGAUGGACACAAGCCGGUGGUCUCAGUUCUUUGGGAAAUCCGAGGUUAGGUCGCUGCCGGAAGUUACUCAGUCCAAGGCAGCAACAAGCAGCCGGACGGAGUUUUCUCCCAGUUCCCCGACUUUGGGCUGAAGGAGUCAAGUUAAAGAAGGAUUAAUUAGCAUUACAUUCCCAGGAAGGAAAAGAAAAAGAAGGAAAAAGAAGUCUCUCGGGAAACGAAUGUACGCUCUUUCAAAAACGCUUCUGCCCUAAAGCGGAGGAUCUAGACUUCUACAUUUCUUUCUGGUUAAAACUCCGUUUACAUCAAUCCCCUGGGCGACCAACGCGCUUCUGGAAAUGGCCCCUCCCAGGACCCGUGGGCGUGACGUCAUCGUGGCGCGACGACGAGCCCUAGGCUCCAGCUCCGCGGCUCAGUUCCUUCGCCCGGCGGUGCUGCCAUCGCCUCUGACCCCCUGCUCUCGCGAUGGACAACCUCGGGGAGUCGCCCACGGACAAAGGCGGGGAGCCAGGGGAGUCAGAGGAGACGAGGGCUACUCCUGGGGCUCCGGUGGCCGCCGACACUGAGGGAAUCCCGGAGGAAGCCGACAGGGAUGGAGACGCGGACUUGAAAGAAGCGGCGGCGGAGGAAAGCGAGCUCAAGAGUCAGGGUGUCUCAGCCUUAACAGCAGCCCAGAGGGAAGACUCGUCCCUACUCACUCCUGCAGCCAAAAAGCCGAAACUAGACACCAAGGACAAGAAGGAGAAGAAGCAGAAGGUGGACGAAGAUGAGAUUCAGAAGAUGCAAAUCCUGGUCUCUUCUUUUUCUGAGGAGCAGCUGAACCGUUAUGAGAUGUAUCGCAGGUCAGCUUUCCCCAAGGCGGCCAUUAAAAGGCUGAUCCAGUCCAUCACUGGCACCUCUGUGUCUCAGAAUGUUGUGAUUGCCAUGUCUGGCAUUUCUAAAGUUUUUGUCGGGGAGGUGGUGGAAGAAGCCCUGGACGUGUGUGAGAAAUGGGGAGAAACGCCACCCCUGCAGCCCAAGCACAUGAGGGAGGCCGUCCGGAGGUUGAAGUCCAAGGGGCAAAUCCCCAACUCAAAGCACAAGAAAAUCACCUUCUUCUAAAUCAAAGGGAGACUGUUCCAGACUUCUCAGAGGCGGGCUUCUGUCCUGGGGCUUUGGUGGUGGUGCUCCCAGGACACAGGAUGCCUAUGUUAAUGUUUCGGUCACACCUACCAGGCAUGCAGUGUGACACAGACUUGCCUUCUCUCGGGCAUGGAUUGUCCUCAGGCAUGUUGAAGAAGUUCACUGACUCUUGGCGAGUUUGAAGAAAAAACAUACAGGGGCCUUUAGUAUCUUCUGGAGAAGGAGAUGGUUUCAGAGAAAAACAGGACAACUCAUGGCUUCAUAUUGAAGCCUAAAGUUGUUAAGAUUCACAUUGUUUCUGGCUCUGGUUUUCAAAACAUGAACCUGCGAUUAUCUGCGGUGAAGUCACCAGAACAUGCUUCUCACCAUUAACAUUUCAGGUUCUCCUGUGGAUUUUGUGAGGGAUCAUUAAACUUUUCCACCUUGUAUGGGAAAGUUUAUUUUAUUUUGUUGCAGACAAAACUCGUUCUAUGUUGAAAUAAAACUUGGCUUUCUUUUAUUGUUUUUC
This is a messenger RNA of Mus pahari (shrew mouse), 2088 nucleotides long. RefSeq names its product TATA-box binding protein associated factor 11 (gene Taf11). Gene Ontology annotation, cellular component: transcription factor TFIID complex; nucleus. The transcript is spliced from 5 exons. Gene Ontology annotation, biological process: transcription initiation at RNA polymerase II promoter; RNA polymerase II preinitiation complex assembly. Lineage: Eukaryota; Metazoa; Chordata; Mammalia; Rodentia; Muridae. Gene Ontology annotation, molecular function: transcription coactivator activity; protein heterodimerization activity. Bases 924 to 1559 code for a protein of 211 amino acids. The record is from RefSeq and is a predicted model, not a curated record.